Lodderomyces margitis is the source of this 1893-nucleotide messenger RNA. It is a transcript of the gene SAC6, whose product is annotated as fimbrin. Gene Ontology annotation, biological process: actin filament bundle assembly; actin filament network formation. Gene Ontology annotation, molecular function: actin filament binding; calcium ion binding. The record is from RefSeq and is a predicted model, not a curated record. The transcript has a single exon. Lineage: Eukaryota; Fungi; Ascomycota; Pichiomycetes; Serinales; Debaryomycetaceae. Bases 1 to 1893 code for a protein of 630 amino acids. Gene Ontology annotation, cellular component: actin filament; actin filament bundle; cytoplasm.
AUGAACGUCUUAAAAUUGCAAAAGAAGUACCCAGUAUUACAGCAGUCAGACCUUUUCAAUAUAAUUGAAGAUUUCAGAGCAAUUGACUUGGAAGACAAAGGUUGGGUAGAAAAGAAGGAUGUGAUUAACAAUGUGAGCAAACAAGGAGAGUAUUCGUAUGACGAAACAAGAGAGACAUUGAAACAUGUUGAUGUAGAUGCAUCGGGGCAUGUCGAGUUAGACGAUUACGUAGCAUUGAUUGCCAAGUUGAAGGAAUCAAAAGAAGGUGUUGCAGAAACCCCGCAAUUGAACAAAAAAGCUGCUCCUCCAAUCCCCAGUGCAAGUUCGAAAAACAAGACUUAUAUUGAAGGUAAAACUUCAGGAACCACCCACACAAUCAAUGACGAAGAGCGUACUGAGUUUACCAGACACAUCAAUUCGGUUUUGUUGGGUGAUUCCGAAGUCGGAGAUAGGUUGCCUUUUGAUACGGAAACUUUCCAAGUUUUUGAUGAAUGUAGAGAUGGAUUGGUGUUGUGUAAAUUGAUCAACGAUUCGGUGCCAGAUACGAUUGAUACCAGAGUAUUGAACUUGCCAAAGGGCAAGAAACAGUUGAACAAUUUCCAAAUGUCGGAAAACGCGAAUAUUGUCAUCAAUUCUGCAAAGGCAAUUGGGUGUGUUGUGGUCAACGUUCAUUCAGAGGACAUCAUUGACGGUAAGGAGCACUUGAUUUUAGGUUUGAUUUGGCAAAUUAUCAGACGCGGAUUGUUGAGUAAGGUGGACAUAAAAUACCAUCCUGAAUUGUACCGUUUAUUGGAAGACGACGAGACUUUGGAACAAUUUUUGAGACUCCCCCCUGAACAAAUUCUUUUACGUUGGUUUAAUUACCAUUUAAAGAAUGCAGGUACCAGCAGAAGAGUGUCAAAUUUUGGUAAAGAUGUCAGCGAUGGUGAAAACUACACCUACUUGUUGAAUCAGUUGAAGCCCGAUGUUUGCGAUUUGUCCCCGUUAAAGACUAACGAUUUGCUUACUCGUGCUGAGCAGGUUUUGGACAAUGCUGACAAGAUUGAUUGCCGUAAAUACUUGACUCCAAAGUCGUUGUGUUCAGGAAAUCCAAAGUUGAACUUGGCUUUUGUAGCUAACUUGUUCAACACUCAUCCAGGAUUGCAGCCCAUUGAGGAACACGAAAAAGUUGAAAUCGAAGAGUUUGACGCGGAGGGAGAGCGUGAGGCUAGAGUAUUUACAUUGUGGCUCAACUCUUUGGACGUUGAUCCACUGGUUGUUUCAUUGUUUGAGGACUUAAAGGAUGGUUUGAUCUUGUUGCAGGCUUUUGACAAAGUGUUGCCUGGAAGUGUUUCAUUCAAGCACGUUAACAAAAAGCCAGCCAAUGGCGAGGUUUCCCGAUUCAAGGCGUUGGAAAAUACAAACUAUGCGGUGGAAAUAGGGAAAGCCAAUGGGUUUUCGCUAGUUGGUAUAGAAGGAUCCGACAUUGUUGAUGGAAAUAGGUUGUUGGACCUAGGUCUUGUUUGGCAAUUGAUGAGAAGAAACAUCGUCAACACCUUGGCCGAGCUAGGCAAGGGUGGCCAAUUGACUGAUGCAGAUAUUUUGAAAUGGGCCAACCUGCAAGUCACUAAAGGAGGCAAGACAUCUCAAAUCAGAUCCUUUAAGGAUUCUUCCUUGUCGACAGGGUUGUACUUGUUGGACGUGUUGAAUGGUAUGAAACCGGGCUAUGUUGAUUACGACUUGGUCUACGAAGGAAAGACAGAAGAGGAAAGGUAUGCCAAUGCCAAGUUGGCAAUCUCAAUUGCUAGAAAGUUGGGUGCGUUGAUCUGGUUGGUUCCUGAGGAUAUAAACGAGGUUAGAAGCAGGUUGAUUUUAUCUUUUGUAGGAAGUUUGAUGGCUGUGGAGAGUAAGUAA